Molecule: messenger RNA, 3000 nt
Organism: Durusdinium trenchii
Lineage: Eukaryota; Dinophyceae; Suessiales; Symbiodiniaceae
Source: the annotation of a GenBank genome assembly
AUGAGGGGCACACUGCAACAACGAAGUGGAGAAGAGUCAGAGGUCUCAGCCCCUGAGCCGUUGGAUGAGCAAGCGCCCUUGGCCUUUGAGCGGGCCUGUGCUGAGCUGAUCACAGCUGGCAGCCCAGGAUCAGAUGUGUGGCUCAGCAUGGUAAAGCUCUCUGAAGAACCCACGGAGGACAGCGACAGCUCUGCUUCGGAAGAGCAUAGUCCAACGCGCCGAGGACAAGCAGAUCUCCUCCGACAGGAGGGCAUUAUUUGUGAGCCAAAGAUGGUAGCCAAGGGUGCCGCAGCUCUCUUCAAACGUCUGGUGCCAGAAGGGCGCUUGAGCUACGCGACGUUGUGCUCCAAGCUGCAAGAUGCGACAGAGAGUGAAAGAUUCUGGCAGCUCCUGGAAGCACUGGAUGUACCAGCCAAUUUCAAAAAGCCACGGCCACAUCGAGCGCUGUCUCGCGCCAACACGGCCCCACUGGACGAGGCCACACCGAAAUCACAUGGGAAGCUGGCCCACACCAAGUCGAGCGGUCAUAUAGAGAUCAGUGUGGGCGAGGAUGCUUUUGUGCAGCUGGUGGUCUCCACAUACAAGGAUGCUGCACGAUUGGUGUCAAACGUAGGGGAGCACUCAGCGAUUUUUGCGCUUUUUUGCAGUGUGCUGCGCCUCUGUCGAGUGCUGUUGGUCUCCAUGGCCGCCCUCGGUCGCUUUGCUCCGACAUCCUUGAUGCAGACGCUGUCCUGGCUAAUUUCCUCUGUGCUGCUUGCUGUUUCAUUCGCAUGGGGACCUGUAUUGCUGGACGUGAUGCAGUCACUGGUUUUGCUGCUCCAUGUGUGCCCCUUCGACACUGGGGACCGCAUUGUUUUUCGUGGACAGAUCCUCACUGUGGCACAUAUCAAGCUGCUGAACACUGUUUUCCGGGACGUCUAUGAUGAGGAGAUCUACAUUCGCAAUGCAGCCUUGUAUGCUGGCGAUGGGAUCAUCAACCUCCGCCGCUCUGGGCCCGCCUAUGUGGCCAUCACCCUGAUGAUUCCCUUGACAUUUGCACGAAAGGAGAUCUUCAAAGCGCUGACAGUGGCAGCCAGGAACUAUGUUAUGUCUCAUCCAGAGACCUGGCGGGACCCGGUCACCUGUGGCUUCUAUCCAACGCAGCAAGGCUCGGGUGGUGUUGAGGUGCACAUGGAGUCCUUUCCUUCGCAAGCCCUACGCUGGCGGGUAGGGCUUUCCCACCAACUGUCCAAGCUACACUCAGGGCAAGUCAGGAGUGAUGCCUCGCAAUUUCUAACGGAGUUGAUCGAAGAGGCUGUGAAGUUGGGCAUUGAAUGGUCCAGACCUGCAGUGGUGUCUGUCUUGCAGAGGUAUGCAGGUGCUUUGCCUGCAGAGGCGGUGGAGGGCCUUUGGAUCCUGGCAGCAGAGGAUGCAGCCGCCGCAAUGCGGCUUUGCGCUGAGAAGAUUUUCGCUCUUCCCGACACAGAGAAUGUUCUGAACCAAGCACGUGAUCUCGUUGCCACAGUGCUGGAUGCCAUUCGCCUUGAGAACUCCGAGCUGGCAAGAAUACUCGAAAGCUUUUUGCAAAGGACACAAUCCUGGCGCGGACAUGAGAAGUCGCAGGCCCCAGUGCACCACUUGGUCGUGGACCACUUGCUGAGCACUCCACGCCUCCAUGGGCUUUUAGAUCUCAUGAUCUCUGGCAAUGCCGUGGCUUGGGGGGAGAUCCUGCAGCCACGGGCCAACACAAGCCGAGUAGCCGCUGAGCUUCUUUGGAAGUACCACCAUCACCAUGGUCAAGUGAGACCCGAGUGGGCACAGCUGCAACGACUGGUGGAGAGUCCGCAGUUCUACAGCCUGAAAGAUCGCAUUCGAUAUUUGCGGCUGUCGCAGGAGCGAAAAACCGGCACAGCUGCCGAGGAUUGUGCUGUCCGAUUGAGCUGUGCCGAACAACUCCAGUUCCCUCUCUUCAAUGAGCUGCAAGAGCUGGCAGUAGACACCAACCGAGAAGACAGGCGCAUGGCUGCGAAGAAGCGUUGCCGCGAACUGCAUCAGUUGCAGGGUGUCCGCGAGCUCUAUGAGAUAGCUGAAGAGUUCGGAUUUGGGCAUUUGCAGCUUGCAAUCGCAGGCUUCUCAGGAGUGAAGAUGGCUCAUCAUGUUGCAACAACCUUGUGGGUUAGCUUGUUAUUUCCUCCUGGUGAAUGCCUCUACUUUGAGCAGGCAUCUGCGUCUCCAAAGGACCUUUUUCCUUUGCUUAUGCUUCGACCGCAUAGAGAGUUCUUUUUGUCGAAGCAGGCCAACGUAGCGGCCCCGCCCUGGACGGUGGAGCCCACCCUGCUUCGAAACCGGAUGGUGGCCUUCCUGCACGAGCUCAGGGAGGUUGCCUCGGACAAUCACCACCUGUGGGCAACCAGGUGUGUUGGAACGCUUUUAGAGUUCAGCAACUGCCUGUGGCUGCAAAACCAGAAGGAGGCCCCACACUUCGGUAGGGAAGAAGGAGAUGCUUCUGCAGGGCCGCCCCUCAUCGAUCACACUUGCCUGUGGGUGGCCAUGGAGGUUUUGUCCCAGGAGCCCUUCAACCUGUCGCUGCCAGACCUGGUUACGUUUUAUGCUGAGAUGAUUUCCCAGCUCCAUGUUUGGCACAAAGAUCUAGAGGAAAGGCUUCCAGCCUACCUGCGAGCAAAGCAGUGGGUUUGGCCAUCUGAAGAGGAUGUCCACCUUCAUCUCUCGCAAGUGGCUCUGGUGGUGCUUGCCAGCUGGCUCCGCGAGGCAGAACGCCUAUGUGGCAGUUCUGGGCCUGAGAGGGAGAAGGCAGAACGCCACUUUGCCCAGGUUUGGCGCCGUUCAGCUGAUAGCUUGCUUGUGGGCCUUUAUCUUCGCUUGAAUGGUUCAAAACUGGUGCCAGCUCAACGCCUACUAGUCGAGGUUAUCCGCCUGGAGAAGUCAUGCCGACUCCUACUGGAACGAGUGGCAUAUCUCCCUGACUCUCCGCUCCGUCCUGGGGUGGCUGAUCAAAGUUAG